This is a messenger RNA of Chironomus riparius, 919 nucleotides long. NCBI's taxonomy places the organism in Eukaryota, Metazoa, Arthropoda, Insecta, Diptera, Chironomidae. The record is from the annotation of a GenBank genome assembly.
GUACAAAGUAGCAGAUCAGAUUUAGUAGGCUGAUGUGCUGAAGUGGUGAAAGACAGAAAAUGGUGCUUUAUAAAAUUCUUCUGACAAUUUCGUUGAUAACAGUCGUGUACUCGCUCCCAUUUGAUGAUAGCAAAGAAAAGAAUAGCACAGAGGAACGCGGCUUUAGUGUCAAUGACAUAUUCAAACAAAUUAAUGUAAUUUUAGAGCAAAACAUUCAAUCGGCAAUCGGUGACAGUUCCGUAGAAAUUGGUGAUAAUUUUACAAGCGGCAAUAAAAAUGGGGGAGUUCAAAUAACGGUUGAAAAGUUUGAGUAUGGAGUUGAUAAGUUUCCUGUGACAUUCCAGCCUGAUCACGAUGACGACAGUCUAGAAGAUGAUGAUGUUGUUCCAUUGGAAGGUGACUAUGAUGAGACCUUUAUUUUUAAGGAAAUAUGUUAUGAUACAGAUGAUGAAUCUAACUCAGCUUAUUCUACAGACACAACAACAAUUAGUCCUCAAGAUAUUGAAGCUUUAACAGACAAGUCUUUACCAGCGAAUUCUCAAUCUCCAAUCACAGUCAGUAAAGAAAAGAAACUGUUAAGUGAUGUAGCAGAAGAACCAAUCCUGAUUACUGUUUAAAUAAUUAAGAUUAUUGUGUUAAUAAAUUUUUCCUCUAAUUUUACUUAAACUUAAUUAAAUUAAGAAGUCUAAGGUCUAAGCAUGAUGAUUCAAGACAAGAAUGAUUGGAGAUUAUACAGGAUAGAUUUUUUUAAAAUUCAAGACACUUUGUAACUUUAUUUUGUGUUGGAUGUGAAUUUUUGGCAAAAUUUUAAGUAUUUAAGUACGGGUUUUUGGGAAUGUUAAGUAAAUUAUUGACUGGACAAUUUUAAUCAUUUAAUUCUGUAAUAAAAUGUUAAGAAAUGGGAGAAAAAAAAAUGCUG